Fulvia fulva is the source of this 438-nucleotide messenger RNA. RefSeq lists its product as uncharacterized. The transcript has a single exon. Lineage: Eukaryota; Fungi; Ascomycota; Dothideomycetes; Mycosphaerellales; Mycosphaerellaceae. Gene Ontology annotation, molecular function: protein binding. The coding region runs from base 1 to 438 and encodes 145 amino acids. The record is from RefSeq and is a predicted model, not a curated record.
AUGGACAGCCUGCCCAUAGAGCUGCUGGUCGAGAUCGCGGACUUCUGCGACCAUCCAUCGCAAAAGGCCCUACGAGUUGUGAGCAAGGACUUUCGGCAUGUUGCUACACCAUUCGUCUUCGAGCAGGUCUAUCUUGCAAUGCUUCAGGAGCCUCUAGCGAACUUCGAAAGCAUUGCGGGCUCAAAUCACCUGGCGAAGCAUGUCAAGAAAGUCACGUUCUUCUGUGACAUCAUGACCGACUUCGACUGCAUUGAGAAGUAUGCAAUGUCACUGGAGCUGAAGCCCGAUUUCACUACAUGGCUAGAACAUGAUAUUCGCCUUGGAGGACAAGGCGAAUGGCAGGAGUGGAAAGCUGUCCCCGGCCAGACGCUAUCGGCGCGCGACAUCGAGUCGGGUUGGGAAGUGUAUACGCGUCUCUGGCGAGAACAGAGGCUGUAG